This is a messenger RNA of Fopius arisanus, 912 nucleotides long. Its product is annotated as holotricin-3. The coding region runs from base 110 to 478 and encodes 122 amino acids. The record is from RefSeq and is a predicted model, not a curated record. The transcript has 3 exons. NCBI's taxonomy places the organism in Eukaryota, Metazoa, Arthropoda, Insecta, Hymenoptera, Braconidae.
UACGAGAAUGGUGGAGUUGAUCCAACAUCUAUAUAAGUGGCGAAGCAUACUGUGGAGAAUUUCACAGAUCAACCGCUGGGGCUUUGACGACAAUACUUGUUGCUAAACAAUGCUGAGACUUGUGAUUGUUGGGUUUCUCGCUGGAACUCUAAUAGUGUCUUGUGAUGCGGGAGGAGAUGGUCAUGGAGGACAUGACCACAUAAUAAUUCACGUUCCCUACCACAUUAAGACGAUAAAGCAUACUCACACGAUAACGAAACACGUCCACCAUAAAUCAGGCGGUGGAGAUCAUUACGAGGUCCUUGGGUACACAGUGGGUCAUCCAAUUGAUCUCGGAGGGCAUGGGGGAGGACAUGGGGGAGGACAUGGAGGAGGCUGGUCUGGAGGACACGGAGGUGACUGGUCAGGUGGCAACGAAAUUGGAGGGCAUCAUUUUGGCGGAGAGGAGGAUGGGGGUCAAGAGUACGGGGGAUAUUGAAUAUUUCUCCCUAGUCCAAGCCAAUCCAAAUAUUCUUCACCUUUUUCAACUUUUCUACCCUAUUUAAUAAAAACCCUGAAUGUCUUCAGAUGUCAUAUUUUAUGAUUUUCUGACAAUUUAUUAUAAAAAUACAUAGAAAACCAAGUGUUUAUGUUCAACCGAUUCACUUAUUGAUCCAAUUGGUCUACGGGGUCACCAAAUCCCUCUUUAACUACAACUUAACAUCUUUCAUUCGUCUUGUCUGAAAACUUUUCGAUUUAUUACUGUGAGUGAAUUAUGGGUUCCGAUGGAGGUCAAGAACAAACACAUUAUUCAUAUCUUUCAAUAAUUCUACAUUAUUUCAUAAAAAAAACAUCCUAGAAUACAUUUUUGUACAUAAUCAACGACUUUAUUAUAAAAAUAUACAAAAGAACUGAUUAAAAUGUCGUGCUUAA